Messenger RNA from Carassius gibelio (silver crucian carp), 1257 nucleotides. Its product is annotated as gamma-aminobutyric acid receptor-associated protein-like. Gene Ontology annotation, molecular function: ubiquitin protein ligase binding; GABA receptor binding. The record is from RefSeq and is a predicted model, not a curated record. Gene Ontology annotation, cellular component: autophagosome; autophagosome membrane; cytosol. The transcript is spliced from 4 exons. NCBI's taxonomy places the organism in Eukaryota, Metazoa, Chordata, Actinopteri, Cypriniformes, Cyprinidae. Gene Ontology annotation, biological process: macroautophagy; autophagy of mitochondrion; cellular response to nitrogen starvation. The coding region runs from base 167 to 538 and encodes 123 amino acids.
GCAGCUGACGUGAUGCGACGUGCGCCGCCUCCCUUGUGCCUUGUUAUUGAUUGGAUAUCCCUCCGCCUUCCGACGCAGUUGUCAAAGAAAAAAAAAACUAAGCUAGUUUGUAAACACUGUCGACGGAAGAUAUUCUAGGAGAUAUUUAAUCUCCCAGUCCGUGAAAAUGAAGUUUAUGUACAAAGAAGAACAUCCAUUUGAGAAGCGACGGUCCGAGGGGGAGAAAAUCAGAAAGAAGUACCCGGACAGAGUGCCUGUGAUCGUAGAGAAAGCUCCCAAAGCCAGAAUAGGAGAUCUGGACAAGAAGAAAUAUCUUGUCCCGUCUGACCUGACAGUGGGGCAGUUCUACUUCCUCAUUCGGAAAAGGAUCCACUUGAGGGCCGAAGAUGCCCUCUUCUUCUUUGUCAACAACGUCAUUCCUCCCACAUCAGCCACUAUGGGGCUUCUUUACCAGGAGCACCAUGAAGAAGACUUUUUUCUUUACAUUGCCUACAGUGAUGAAAGCGUCUAUGGGGACUUUAGAGAGAUAUGUAACUAAUUUACUUGCCCAACACUACCCUUCCUUAAAAUAAAACAAUCAGUAUGUUAGGCCACAUGAAGUGUACAUGUUGAAUGCACUUUCAUAUCCUCCAAAUCUGUUUAUAAAUGAUUUUUGUUUGUUCUCUAUGCUGCCUGCAUAUUGUUCCUUCCUCUUUAAGAGUUCCUCUUUGCUCCUAGACAGACCAGAUACAACAUUUGUCCUGGUCUUUUUCAGUGAAUUACUGGUAAUCAUAUCCUUAAAAGCUUGUUCUUCACUUCUCCUUAGCCUUUUUUCCCUUUCCCUCAGUACCAACAUGCAUUCUGUAGUCACUUUGCUAUUCAAUCAAUCUUUAAUUUUUGGUUUGGUUUAUUUUUUUAGCCACCAUUUUUGCACAGACCAAAAUCACUGAUAGUACUGGAUUAUCAUACCAUGUAAUGUGUGUGAAUGUGUUUGUGUACCAUUGCCAAUAAUUAUUAUUUUAAAAUCAGUUGGAAUUGCUGUUUAUUUGAAUAAACUUGUUAAAAUACUUUUUUUUUUUCAGUUGUAGGAGAUUGCGUUUUUGUUUCAAUUGUAUUAUAAUCAUUAUUAUUAGGUUGGAGUUCAUGAAUUGAGUGUUUUUUUGGCUUGUUUGUAUUAUGGAUUAUGGAUUUGUUGUGUUUUCUUUUAUUUUGUUUGGUGUGUAAUUGUCAUGGUCACCAAUCUAAGCUUGCCACCAUUAUAAACCUGAUGUAAAAAGA